CACCAUACAAACAUGUCGGGUACGCCAAGCAAAUCUGCUCCGGCGCCAGCGGGAGGUCGCGGCAGCGGGCCUCAAGUCAAGGUGGAAGGAGGUGCCACCCGUCUAACGUCGCUGCGCUCGACAGACGCGACAGCGUCUGGAGCGGCGCGCAAACCAAAGUUUAUUCCGCGAGUUCAAAAACGGUCCCAGCCAGGCGACAGCGAGUCCGCAGCGGCGAAACCUGCAAAGCCAACAUUUCAACCGCGAGGGUCGACUUCAGGUGAAUUUGGAAGCCGCGGGGAGCGCGGAGAUCGUGGUGGGCGCGGUGGACGAGGUGGGCGUGGAUUCGAUGGCCGAGGUCGUGCAGGAGGCCGCGGUUCCAAUCGUAGCGUCAAUUUGCCCGCGCCCAAGGUUGCAUUUGUUGGCUCCAUGGCUGCCGGGUCGUCGGUGAGCUCUGGCGGGAACGUUGCCAAGGCGAAGAAGCCACAGUCGACCGAAGUGGGCAUUAGUCUGUUGGAAGACGGCAUGGAAGCGGUUCAAGUCGAGGAACUUGACGAGCCCACGCAGUGGCCUCCGGUUGUCGAGUCUCCCAUGCAACCCAUGGAACUACCGUUCGGUCGUCCGCACCGACACAAUGGCGAUGCUGGAGGCGAUGUCUUUUGCGAUGACACUGGAGCGUUCGUCGCUGCAAACGACACGUUGUUUUUUGUGCAAUUGCCCACGACGUUGCCAUAUGCCUCCCCCGCGGCGGCACCUGCGGAUGGCAAGGACGGAGCAACAGAAAUCAAGGCGCCGAAUCACGGAGCGGACGAUCUGUUUGACAAGUCGCUGUUGUCGAUGCCUGGGGGGUAUUUGGGCAAGAUCAACAUCCACAAGUCGGGCAAGGCCGUGUUGGUUUUGGGGGACAAGACGUUCGAGUUGGCCGCGGGGCAGCCGCCGGCGUGUUACGAGGAAGUGGUGUCGAUCGAUGUGAAGGACAAGCUCUUCUCGAUGCUCGGGCCCAUCGCGACGCACCUCGUGGUCACCCCCGACUUUGAAUCAUUAUUGCAAUAAUAUGAAACCGUCCGUGGAAACCGAUUACACGAG
This is a messenger RNA of Aphanomyces invadans, 1065 nucleotides long. RefSeq lists its product as hypothetical. Gene Ontology annotation, molecular function: DNA binding. NCBI's taxonomy places the organism in Eukaryota, Oomycota, Saprolegniomycetes, Saprolegniales, Verrucalvaceae. The transcript is spliced from 8 exons. The record is from RefSeq and is a predicted model, not a curated record. Gene Ontology annotation, biological process: transcription by RNA polymerase III. The coding region runs from base 13 to 1032 and encodes 339 amino acids. Gene Ontology annotation, cellular component: RNA polymerase III complex.